This is a messenger RNA of Plasmodium malariae, 1068 nucleotides long. Its product is annotated as DNA-directed RNA polymerase II subunit RPB3, putative. Lineage: Eukaryota; Apicomplexa; Aconoidasida; Haemosporida; Plasmodiidae. The record is from RefSeq and is a predicted model, not a curated record. Gene Ontology annotation, biological process: DNA-templated transcription. Bases 1 to 1068 code for a protein of 355 amino acids. Gene Ontology annotation, cellular component: RNA polymerase II, core complex. Gene Ontology annotation, molecular function: protein dimerization activity; DNA binding; DNA-directed RNA polymerase activity. The transcript has a single exon.
AUGAUGAUCGUCGGAAAUGAUAGCAGUUCGAAUAGACACGAAAUAGAGAUUACAGAAUUAACUAAAGACGAAAUGUCAUUUGUGCUGUAUAACAGUAAUUCCGGUUUAGCAAAUGCAUUACGAAGAAUUAUAUUAUCCGAAAUACCGACACUAGCAAUUGAUGUUGUAAAUGUAUAUGAGAACACAAGUUCAUUUCAUGAUGAGUUUUUGGCUCAUCGUUUAGGGUUAAUACCAAUUGAUAGUAGAAAUGUAAAAAAUUAUGAAUUUCGGGAAAAGUGUAAGUGUAAAGAGACAUGUUCUAAAUGUACUAUAGAAUAUGUAAUAGAAGUAAAAUGUAAUAAUGCAAAUAAAAUAGAUAUAACACAUUAUGAUAUUGAAUCGUUGGAACAUGAACCUAAUAUUCCUAUGCCUAUACCAUAUGGUAAUAAAAAUAAUAAAAUGGAGAGUGCUAUACCUAUUGUUACAUUAUCAAAAAAUCAAACUCUACAUAUGAAAUUAACAGCAACGAAAGGAAUUGGAAAAAUGCACGCAAAAUGGAUACCCGCUAAUGUGUCCUACAGAAUAGAUCAUAAGGUAGUAAUUAAACAUUACAUUAUUAACAAAUUAUCACGAGAACAUAAAUUAUUCAUAGCUAACAAUCUUAAUGAAGACUGUUAUGUGCUAAGUAACACAGAUGAUCAUCGUAAUCAUGAUCAUAAUCAUCAUAAUAACGAUAACGAUGACGAUGUUGAUAAUGGUAAUGAUAAUGAUAAUAGAAGUUUACACCUAAAAUUAAAUGAAAAUAUGUCUGUUGUUAUGGCUGAAUAUUGUAUUGAACUGCUAAAUGAGUUGGGCUAUAGAGAUGUUAUUAAAAUUAUUUAUGACGAAACAAAAUUUCAUUUUAAAAUUGAAUCCGUGGGUUCUAUGCCGCCUGAACAAAUAGUAGAAAUGGCAAUGGAAAUUUUAGAAAAUAAGUUAAAAGUUUUAGAGCCACAAAUUAAGUCAUCCUUUUAUUCUAUUGAUGAAGUUUCUAAGCAGCUAAAGGAACAGGGUGUUUCCUUGUAUGGACUUCAGUUAGACCUAGAAUAG